UAUCAGGUUCAAUUGGUCUGAGGCCCGAGGCUGCGAGCCCCGCCCGCGUGCCCCGCCCGAGGCCGGGCGGAGGUGACGUCAGCGGCCCCGCUCCCUUUUCCUGACGCAAUCUCCGCGCGACCCGGAUCCUUCCGGCUUCCCCAGUUUGGGGGACGUCCAGGUCGGGCUCAGUUCCACGGAGGAAGGUGCAAGGAGUUGUUGCAGGACCGAGUUGGCCAAGGCAGCGAAGGGACCUCGGCGCAAAGGCUGGUCCUCAGCCAGCGUCCAGCGGGGCCGAGAGGGCGGUCGUGCUGUGGGCCCGGGAAGUGACGUGAGCCUGCGUCCCGGGUAUCUCAUCUGCUGCCGUCCUCUCCAGUAGCUCCCUUUGUAAAUUUUAUUUUUCGAAAAAAAAAAAGGACUUUCCGCUGUUAGAGUCGUGUUGACGUCGCGGUGUCCUCCCGCCUCUUGGACCUGGCGACUGCUGCGAGUGGGGAGCAGUUCUUUUCAGGGAUCCAUUCAGCCUACUUGAAGAAAAGAUAAAAGCAGAAAAGAUGGCAGACUGCCUGAUAAACUAUUACCGGGACUUGGUGACCUUUGAGGAUGUGGCUGUGAACUUCACUCAAGAAGAGUGGAUUUUAUUGGAUCAAACUCACAGAGACCUAUACAGAGAUGUGAUGCUAGAGAACUACCAGAACCUGGUCUCCUUAGGAUGUGAACCCACCAAACCCAGUCUCAUCUCAUGGUUAGAACAAGAAGAGGAUAUGCAGACCGGAGAUCUCCAAGAAUGGAAAAUGCACGUUAGCACUGAAGAGGCAGCAUUUCAGCAGAAUAUAUUGAAGGAACGAAUUUCCAGUGGAAUACAAAUGACGGGAAACCAAAAUGCAGGGGAACUCUGUAACUAUCUGCAAUAUGGAGAAAUCUUCAGUGAACACUCAUAUUUCAAGACACACAUGAAGAUUCAAAAUUCAAGGAACCCUUGUGACUCUAAUCAGUAUGGAAGGUAUUUUCCUACUACUCACAAAACCUCUACUGAACAGACACUCUCUGUGUUGAGUCAGUGUGAAAGAGCUUUUAGCCUGACUCCAAAUGAUGUUUACCAGAAAACCAUCACACAAGACAAAUCCUUUGAAUGCAAUGACUAUGCCUUCCUCAAUCAGCCAUACUUUCAGGCUCAUUUGAGAAAUCACAAUGGAGAAAAACUCUUUGAAUUGAAGCAGUAUGCAGGAGAUUUUACAUUUCCCACAAGUGGAACUGUGCCUAUUCAAAUGUAUACCAUAAAAGCCUAUGAGUGUAAAGUUUGUGGGAAAGUAUUUGGAUAUUCUUCAAACCUAAAUAGUCACAUGCGAACCCACACUGGGGAAAAACCCUAUGAAUGUAAGGUUUGUGGAAAAGUAUUUGGUUAUUCUUCAAAUCUUAAUAGUCACAUGCGAACCCACACAGGGGAGAAACUCUAUGAAUGUAAGGAAUGUAGGAAGUCCUUCACUACUUCUUCAAGCCUAACUGAACAUUUCAGAAUUCAUACUGGAGAGAAACCCUAUAAAUGUAAAGAAUGUGGAAAAGCCUUCACUAAACGCUCAGGCCUUACCACACACGUACAGACACACACUGGAGAGAAGCCCUAUGUAUGUAAGGCAUGUGGGAAAGCCUUUACUGCCGCUUCAAACCUAACUGAACAUUUAAGAAUUCAUACUGGAGAGAAACCCUAUCAAUGUGAGGAAUGCGGUAAAGCCUUCCAUGCUUCUUCCUACCUGCGUAAACAUGUAAGAACUCACACUGGAGAGAAGCCCUAUGAAUGUGAAAAAUGCGGGAAAGCCUUCCAUGCUUCCUCAUACUUACGGAAACAUGUAAGAACUCACACUGGAGAGAGACCUUAUCAAUGUAGAGAAUGUGGGAAAGCCUACAAAAGGUGUUACUUGCUAACUGAACAUUUAAAAACUCACACAGUGGAGAAGCCCUUUGAAUGUAAGUUAUGUGGAAAAUCCUUUAGAAGUUCUGCCUGCCGUAAUAAACACAUUCGAAUUCAUACUGGAGUAAAACCUUAUAAAUGUAAAUACUGUGGGAAAGCUUUCACUGUUUCCUCAAGUCUAGCUGAACAUGUAAGAACUCACACUGGAGAGAGGCCCUAUGAAUGUAAGGAAUGUGGGAAAGCCUUCACAACUUCUUCAUGUCUCAUUGUGCACAUAAGAACCCACACUGGAGAGAAACCUUAUGAAUGUAAGGAAUGUGGGAAAGCCUACAAAAGGUGUUAUCUGCUGACUGAACAUGUAAAAACUCACACCGGGGAAAAGCCCUUUCAAUGUAAGGUAUGUGGAAAAUUUUUUGGAAAUUCUUCAUGUCUUAAUAAGCACAUUCGAAUUCAUACUGGAAUAAAACCAUAUAAAUGUAAGUAUUGUGGGAAAGCCUUCACCGUUUCUUCAAGCCUAGCUGAACAUGUAAGAACUCACACAGGGGAGAAACCCUAUGAAUGUAAGGAAUGUGGGAAAUCCUUCACUACAUCCUCAAACCUAUAUCACCAUGUAAGAAUUCACACUAGGGAGAAGCCCUGUAAAUAUCAGGAAUGUGAGAACACCUAUAAUAGGCUUUAUUUGCUAACAGAACAUUUAAUGACUCAAACUGAACAGAAACCCUUUGAAUGGAAGGAAUGCCGAAAAUCCUUUAGAAGUUCUUCACGUCUUAAUCAUCACACUGGAAUUUUUACUGAUGAAAAACCUUAUUAAUGUGAAGAAUGUGGAACAGCCCUCAAUUAUGCCAGUUUAUUUCAAAGGAUUGAAAGACCUCUAUUCUCAAGAUGCCCCAUGAAUUUAAGAAUUGUGUUAGAAUCAUUGGAAUCUGAUCAUGAUGCAGUAUUGUGAGAACUCAUCCUGGAGCCAUAUAAUGUAACAAACAUGAAAAUCGUAAUUCUCAGGGACCUAUUAAAUAUAUAGGCUCUUCCAGUGGAGAGAAAACACUGUUGAUGUAUGAUAUGUGGAAAAGUUGUAAUUGUUAAAUACUUUGAUGUUCAUUUGACCUCACAGUGGAGAAAAACUUUAUUGUAUAGGUGAGGAAGGAUGCAAAGUCAAUUUUUUACAUAUUAUCCUUCAGCCUUUAAAAACAGCGAUUCACACACAAGAAAAAGUGAAUGUUUAGAUAUGAAAAUUGCAUCCCCACCCCUGAAAUCUUGUAUGUUGACAGACAUACCACCUUCUGAAUGAUUCUUUACAUUUAGUUUGAAUAUUUAUGAGUCCACCUUGAUCAUUCCUGGUGGGAUAUAUCUGUUUCUUGUAUAGCAAAACCAUUCCAGUCAAGGUGCUAGACCUUUCUGAUGGCAUCUAGCCAAAAAUGAGCCUUUUGGAAACAAAAGUAUCCUAUACUAUUUGUUUAUUUGUUGUUCCUGGGAUUGAACUCAGGGUCUCACACAUGCCAAGUGUAUACUCUACCACUGAGUUGCACCCCCAGCACAAAUCCUAUUUUAGCAUUGAAGAUUCUCUCGUCAUGCUUUUAAACAUGGUUCACUAAUAGUAACUCACACUAGCCAAAUUUAGGCUAUAAUAUAGCUCUCAAUGUUGUUCAAAUGCUCUUGCUCCUCUCUUACCUGAUUUUUAAAUUCAUAUUAAAAAGGGCAUGUGGAAAAAAGGUUGAGUGAAUAGCUGGUAGUGUGACAGACCUCAGUUUCAUGGCUGUGGAGGAAAAGCCAGAUCCUUGAACCUGAGAAUAGGAAUUCCUUUAACUUGGGGAGGGAGGGAGGGAGAGACCUAGAUUUUCUUUUUCUUUAUAGAUUCAUUCCAUGAUUGGAAAAUAAAUCAUAUUCCUGAGUCAAACAACAGCUUGGACUGACAACUAGAUUUUCUGGAUUUGCCUUUUCAUAUAAGAUGAAAAAUAGCAAGAACUCUGGACAUGGCUGGUAUCAUGUUCUGCUAUGCUGGAAAUCAUCACUGACUUUGAAUAUGGCCUUUCACAGACCAACUCAACCAGAUUUCAGUCUGAGUGACCCAACAUUUAUAUAUGCUUGAGCAACUUUUGAUUCUGUCAUGUGCUGCCCUCAGGGCUGCAGACCUUUCUUUGGCUUUUUUUUUUUUUAAGAAAGAGUGAGAGAGGAGAGAGAGAAUUUUUUAAUAUUUAUUUUUUAGUUAUCGGUGGACACAAACAUCUUUGUUUGUAUGUGGUGCUGAGGAUCGAACCCGGGCCGCUCGCGUGCCAGGCAAGCGCGCUACCGCUUGAGCCACAUCCCCAGCCCCUUUCUUUGGCUUUUAAUCCAGCCAGUGUAGAGGUAUUCCAAAUCACACUAAACAAUAAUCCUGAACAGAAGAGACCUGUGCACUUUCAUGUUCCAUGUGUUUCUUGUGAGGAGUGGUAAUGGAAUAAUUCUCUUGUGGGUGUGAGUGUUACUGUUAGGCACAAUUGUUAUUGCCAUUACCUAUUGGCGAUGACAAUAAAGGUGAUCACAUCAAUCUGG
This is a messenger RNA of Ictidomys tridecemlineatus (thirteen-lined ground squirrel), 4411 nucleotides long. RefSeq lists its product as uncharacterized. The record is from RefSeq and is a predicted model, not a curated record. Gene Ontology annotation, biological process: regulation of transcription by RNA polymerase II. Gene Ontology annotation, molecular function: DNA-binding transcription factor activity, RNA polymerase II-specific; RNA polymerase II cis-regulatory region sequence-specific DNA binding. NCBI's taxonomy places the organism in Eukaryota, Metazoa, Chordata, Mammalia, Rodentia, Sciuridae.